AUGGGCAACACGCAAUCCACAGUGCGCUACCUCGCGCCAGCAUCCUUCCUCUUCGACUUCGCAGCGCAGCAGUAUGGCAUGUUCUCGAAGCCGAACAUGCUCGAUAUCCACAACAGGAACCUCGCUGCUUUCUCGCCGUAUCCGUAUGCGAUUGCGGGCUUCUUCUUCCCGCAGCAGCUGUUCCAGCUAGCUUGGCUGUGGCAGCUGUGGAAUCAGCAGGGGACCUCUCAGGAUCGGGCGAUGAUGAAAAAGUUUGCCUGGGUGUACAGCUUGGGCAACUUCUGUAUUGGAACGUGGAUGUUCUUCUGGAACUCGAACAACCUCGAGACUUCCAACAUCUUUGUGAUUAUCAACACAGUCGCGCAGCUGGGCUACAUUGCGACAACGCUCGAGCCGCUCGACCGCCGCUCUACCCCCAACUUCCUCACCCACAUCGUCGCCAAGACGUUUGCGGGUAUCGGUGUCCUGGAUCUUCUGCACAACACAUCAGCCGCCUACUACCCCGGCGUAGCGCCCUCAGGCCUGGUCCAGAUAGCGACCGGCGUCGGGUUCGCAGCCGCGGCGAGCAUGAGCGACUGGAUCUUCGGCGGGUGUCUGGUGUACGACCUGGCUGCGCUGGCCGUAGGACAGGCAGGAACGAGCUGGGGCAACCUUCUGGGCGGCUACGCGGCCAUGACGGCUGGAAUCGUUGGCUUCAAGAACUAUUUCUAUCCACGAUGGAAGGCUCAGAGGCAUGCGUACGAAAGCGUCGACGGGAACGCUGGUGCUGUGUAG
This is a messenger RNA of Ascochyta rabiei, 774 nucleotides long. RefSeq lists its product as uncharacterized. The record is from RefSeq and is a predicted model, not a curated record. The transcript has 3 exons. NCBI's taxonomy places the organism in Eukaryota, Fungi, Ascomycota, Dothideomycetes, Pleosporales, Didymellaceae. The coding region runs from base 1 to 774 and encodes 257 amino acids.